AUGUCUAAAGAUCAAACAAUAUUAGAACAAAGUCCAAAACAAGAUGUGAAAGAAGAAGAUUAUGAUCCCAAGGCUUGGACGGAAGAAAACGAUGAAGGGUCCCGAACACCUACGUCUCAAGAACACAAGAUUUCGAAAACCAGGAUCUGCCCAUCGGCGCCAAGGAAGAAAAAAACAGGGUUUCUGCAUAAGAGAAAAUUUCAAAAUCUGAAGUUCUUUGAAGUUACUGGGGGUGAUGAGGAGAUGGAGGUGUUCUUCCAAUCAUUCACUGAUGGUGCUAGGGUUUCACCACCAGGUACCACUUCCAAGAGGAGAUGUAUCAAUCAAUGA
Molecule: messenger RNA, 330 nt
Organism: Fraxinus pennsylvanica
Lineage: Eukaryota; Viridiplantae; Streptophyta; Magnoliopsida; Lamiales; Oleaceae
Source: the annotation of a GenBank genome assembly